Molecule: messenger RNA, 1631 nt
Organism: Achroia grisella
Lineage: Eukaryota; Metazoa; Arthropoda; Insecta; Lepidoptera; Pyralidae
Gene: beag
Product: protein Red
Exons: 11
Coding region: 85-1584 (499 amino acids)
Biological process (GO): mRNA splicing, via spliceosome
Cellular component (GO): nucleus
Source: RefSeq, a predicted model, not a curated record
UGCAGGCGUUGAUUAAAGUAGUUUUAAAUCAAAUACUUACAGAAUAACUAGGUUUGGCCUGUAUUACUUUUACUUGAAUACAUCAUGGAGGAACACAGAAGUGUUGAGGAUACUCCAGCCUCUCAAAGGCUUACAAAUGAAGACUUCAGAAAGCUAUUGAUGACUCCACGGGCGACUCCGUCCGGAGGCGCUCAUCCUGUCGGUUCUGUUCGGGAGGCGAUGGCCAACUCUGGGUCAAUGCCUCCACCAUCAGAAAACAAAAGUGAGUUACGAAGAAAAAAGAAAUCUUAUUAUGCUGCCUUAAAAAAACAGGAAGACAAUAAACUUGCUGAAUUGGCUGAAAAGUAUAGAGACAGAGCUAGAGAGAGACGAGAUGGUCUAAAUGAGUUAGGCCCUGCUGAUCCUACUAGUAACACUAGCAGUGCAUACAGAGCUGUUGCACCAGAUUUAAAAUCGGGAAUGGAUGCUAAAGAAAGGAGAAGACAAUUAAUUCAGGAAUCAAAAUAUCUUGGUGGUGACAUGGAACACACUCACUUGGUCAAAGGUCUUGAUUACGCCCUUUUACAAAAGGUUCGUUCUGAAAUACAAACUCGAGAGCAAGAGCAAGAAGCGGAAAUGGAGAGACUAGUUACUGUGCCUGUUGAACCUGUUAAAGAGAAGAAAGAAGUUGUGGUGGUGGAUGAAGAAAUGCAAUUUAAAACUCCAAUGGGAAAGAAUAUUUACAACAUGAUUAUGGAACAAAAAAAUAAGAAGGUUACACGAAACGAGCUCUUUGCGCCAGGGCGUAUGGCUUACGUUGUAGAACUGGAAGAGGAAGGUGCAGCGGACAGUGACAUUCCAACCACGUUGACUCGCAGCAAAGCCGACGUCCCAGAGGCUGACGAGCGUAGCUCCGCGUCCAGCGCUAAUGAUGAUGUCCUAGACAAACUUGCACAGAUAUUCUCGUAUCUCCGGCAUGGGAGACAUAGGAAACUAAAAAAAACCAAGGAUAAAGCUAAUGAGAAAGGCCGAGCUGAUGACUCAAUAUAUGGCGAAAUUGGAGAUUACGUUGCAGCUGACAGGCGCGCGGACCGACGCGAGGAACGGCCCCGCACUGGUUACUUCGACAAGCCGAUAGAAACUGAAAAAGAUGAAGGUCCGGGCCCCGUGAUACGACGUGCGGUACCGACAGCGGAGGAAAGAGACAAACGAUCAGCCGCGCUACUCUCACGAUUGGCGGCUGAACCAGAAGGCUACGCUGAGUGCUAUCCUGGACUUCGCGAAAUGGAUGACGCAAUUGAUGAUUCUGACGAUGAGGUCGAUUACACAAAGAUGGAUGCUGGCAACAAGAAAGGCCCCAUAGGUCGAUGGGAUUUCGAUACGCAAGAGGAGUACUCGGCGUACAUGAGCAGCAAGGAGGCGUUACCAAAGGCGGCGUUCCAGUACGGCGUUAAGACUCAAGACGGCCGCAAGACAAGGAAGACGAAAGACAAGAGCGAGAAAGCUGAACUUGAUAGAGAAUGGCAGCAGAUUCAAAAUAUAAUACAGAAGCGUAAAGCACCGCAACAUACAGAUGAGCCGGGUUACAAGGCGCAGAAAUAUUAAUGUACAUUUUUACCUAAUAUGUAAUAUAAUUAAAGCUACUGUCGUAG